This is a messenger RNA of Huiozyma naganishii CBS 8797, 1566 nucleotides long. RefSeq lists its product as uncharacterized. Gene Ontology annotation, biological process: biosynthetic process. The record is from RefSeq and is a predicted model, not a curated record. The transcript has a single exon. Gene Ontology annotation, molecular function: pyridoxal phosphate binding; L-alanine:2-oxoglutarate transaminase activity. NCBI's taxonomy places the organism in Eukaryota, Fungi, Ascomycota, Saccharomycetes, Saccharomycetales, Saccharomycetaceae. The coding region runs from base 1 to 1566 and encodes 521 amino acids.
AUGAUCUUAUCUAACGAACAGAAACAGAUGCACUGGACUACAAGUAGCUCGAAGAAACGGCAGCAUACAGGUGAUGAUUCCACUGUGUCAGGUUUGGCCUUUGAACCAGCUCGCAAGCUGGGUGCCGAUGACUUGAACAAAAACAUCAUCGAUGCCGAGUAUGCAGUGAGAGGCGCUAUCCCAAUGAAGGCGGAGGAGUUGGAAAUACAACUCUCUCAACAACCUGAUUUACUACCCUUUAACGCUAUUACCGUCGCUAACAUUGGUAACCCACAACAGCUAGACCAAAAGCCACUUACUUUUUCAAGACAAGUGGUUUCAAUCUUGCAGUACCCUCCACUGUUGGAUUACGAGGAACAGUUGGUUACCUCCGGUGCUUACAAGCGUGACGCCUUCAAACGUGCUGCGGUUCUUUUGGAACAGAUUGGUGGCUCUGUCGGUGCAUACUCGUUGGCACAAGGUGUGUACGGGAUUAGAGAGAGCGUGGCCGACUUCAUCACUAGGAGAGACGAAGGUGAGACAGCUUCACCAGAUGAUAUCUUUUUAACAGACGGUGCCUCGAAGGCCGCGACGUAUUUGUUGUCCAUUCUUUGUAGGGACUCGUCCACUGGUAUCAUGAUCCCCAUCCCACAGUACCCGCUGUACACUGCGUCCAUUACCAUGUACAACUCAGUCAUGUUGCCAUACUACCUGGACGAGGAGUCCGGGUGGUCCACAAAGGCUGAGGAGAUUGAACAGCAGGUGAUCGACUCGAUAAAGCGUGGUGUGACGCCAAGGGUCAUUGUUGUGAUCAACCCGGGGAACCCCACAGGCGCUGUGUUGUCGUUCGAUACCAUUGCACAGAUACUCACCAUUGCUGCAAAAUACGGGAUCGUUGUCCUGGCGGAUGAGGUGUACCAGAACAACAUCUACAAGGGGGUCAAGUUCCAUUCCAUGAAGAAAGUUUUGAGAUCAUUGCAGAGGGACCACCCUAACGGCGAGUACGACAAUGUGCAAUUGGCCUCCAUGCACUCCACAUCGAAGGGUGUCUCCGGUGAGUGUGGCCAAAGAGGUGGUUACAUGGAGCUUGUCGGAUUUUCCAAUGAAGUAAGACAGGUCAUCUUGAAGUUGGCCUCAAUCUCUAUUUGCUCUGUGGUCACGGGGCAAGCACUGGUAGAUUUGAUGCUUAACCCACCAAGAGAGGGGGACGAUUCGUAUGAAUUGGACGUUCGUGAACGGAAGGAAAUCCACAACAACAUGAAGACGCGUGGGUACCUACUUUACGACACUUUCCAAAAAUUGGAAGGUAUCGAAUGCCAGGAACCACAGGGCGCCAUGUACUUGUUUCCUAAACUGCUACUCUCCAAGAAAGCGAUAGAGGAGGCCAAGAGCCUCGGGCUGCAGCCGGAUGAAUUCUACUGCCAUCGCCUAUUGGACACAACCGGAAUAUGCACAGUACCAGGAUCUGGUUUUGGCCAAAAGGAGGGGACGUACCACGUCAGGACCACGUUCCUGGCACCGGGCACCCAGUGGAUCAAAGACUGGGAAACGUUCCACAAAGCAUUCUACGACAAGUACCGUGACUGA